This is a messenger RNA of Capsaspora owczarzaki ATCC 30864, 1337 nucleotides long. Its product is annotated as alpha-methylacyl-CoA racemase. Bases 108 to 1262 code for a protein of 384 amino acids. The transcript has 6 exons. Gene Ontology annotation, molecular function: catalytic activity. The record is from RefSeq and is a predicted model, not a curated record. Lineage: Eukaryota; Filasterea; Ministeriida; Capsasporidae.
UUCACAGUUGUCCCCCCGGUGUUCACUUCACUCGGCUCGCUGCGAUUGCCCUCCCGUUUGUUUCACUUUGCUACUGCUGGGCUUGCAUUUCUGGGUAUUGGGAGAAAAUGGCGCUGCGUGGACUGAAAGUGAUUGAGAUGGCUGGUCUCGCGCCGGCUCCGUUCGCUGGCCUUGUGCUCGCUGACUUUGGCGCGAACGUCAUCCGCGUCGACAAGCUCGCUGACUUUUCAGUCGAUCGACUCUCGCGCGGCAAGCAAUCCGUUUCCAUUGAUCUCAAAUCCCCUCGCGGAGCUCAGGCGGUGCGCGACUUGUGCAAGAACGCCGACGUGUUGAUCGAGCCCUUCCGCCCUGGCGUGAUGGAGCGGCUUGGUCUUGGACCGGACGACUUGCUAAAGACAAAUCCUCGCCUGAUCUACGCCCGCUUGACUGGCUAUGGUCAGACAGGCAAGCUCGCUCAGCGUGCCGGCCAUGACAUUAACUAUGUGGCUGUUUCCGGCGUCCUGUCGGCACUGGGCCGACGCCACGAAAACCCAGCCUUCCCGGGCAAUCUCGUGGGAGACUUUGCGGGUGGCUCGCUGAUGUGUGUGAUUGGCAUUCUGACCGCGCUGCAGGAACGCGCAAGGUCUGGCAAAGGCCAAGUGAUUGAUGCAGCCAUGGUGGAUGGAGCGUCCUAUCUUGCUUCGUUCGUUUACGGCGUGCGCGAGACUGGCAUGUGGGACGGUCCUCGCGGCACGAAUUUGCUGGACGGUGGUGCUCCGUUCUACGAGACUUACAAAACCAAAGACGGCAAGUACAUGGCUGUCGGCUCGAUUGAGCCCCAGUUCUACCGCUUGCUGCUGCAAGGCCUCGGUCUUGAUGGCGACUCUACUCUGCCAGAGCAGCUCGACAAGGAAGGAUGGCCACAACUCAAGGAACGCUUCACGCAGAUCUUUGCGUCAAAGUCGCAGGCAGAGUGGUGUGCGAUCUUUGACCACACGGAUGCCUGCGUGACGCCCGUGAACGAGCUGGACGAUCCUCUGACCGACGCAAACAGCCAUGGUGCCUCGCGUGGCAUUCUCUACCGCUCAGAGGAAGGAGUCAUGCCCGUGCCAGCGCCCCGUCUUUCGCGAGAAGGCGCGCUCGACGUGCAAAAUCUGACGAUGCCUCGCGUCGGCCAACACACUGUCCAAGCGCUCACCGAGGCUGGCAUCAGCCCUGCGGACGUUGCCAAGCUUCUCAAAGACGGCAUCAUCAACGACGCCUCUGGAGCGGCCAAGUUGUAAAAAAAAAAAAAAAGCAUCAUCGAAUGUUCAAUUAGAACCUCAUCCACUCUCUUUCAGCCAAGGAAAAGAAAAGCG